This is a messenger RNA of Centropristis striata (black sea bass), 1906 nucleotides long. It is a transcript of the gene phf6, whose product is annotated as PHD finger protein 6. The record is from RefSeq and is a predicted model, not a curated record. NCBI's taxonomy places the organism in Eukaryota, Metazoa, Chordata, Actinopteri, Perciformes, Serranidae. Gene Ontology annotation, cellular component: nucleus.
CGCUGCCUGGCCGAUGGUAGCAGCUUGAUGCUAGUGUAAAAAGCUCACGAUCACUUCUGAAGGACGGAAAGAAACCCAGCCACUGCUCGGAACACUUUCACAUCUUUUUCUAGCGUCUCAGCGCGAUAAAAUUAUCCCAGCAGAGACCCGAACAAAAAAGCCUUUAGUCAUGUCCGGACAGAGGAAAGGAGCAGCGGCACGGCUGCUGAAAUGUGCCUUCUGCAGAACCAACCGGGAAAAGGAGUGCGGGCAGCUGCUGCUGUCUGACAGCCAGAAGGUGGCAGCCCACCAUAAGUGCAUGCUUUUCUCCUCUGCCCUGGUCACAUCUCACUCAGACAGUGAAAACAUUGGAGGAUUUUCCAUUGAGGAUGUGAAAAAGGAGAUCAAGAGGGGAAAUAAAUUGAUGUGUUCUUCAUGUCACCGGCCGGGCGCCACCAUCGGCUGUGAUGUGAAGACGUGCCGGAGGACGUAUCACUACUACUGCGCUUUGAAGGACAAAGCUCAGAUCAAAGAGAACCCCGCACAGGGGAUUUACCUUGUUUACUGUCGCAAACACCGGGACGCCUCUCAGGAUGGCAUUCAAGACGAAGAGGCUGCUGUGGCCAGUGAUUCAGACUCCUCGCCUCCACAAACGGGCAGAGGAAGGUUUGAGAAGGGGAGGGCCAAGGUCGGAUCUCGCGGCCAAUCAGAAGAGACCCGCUCCACCUCCUCACAGGCUGCAGACGAGGAGAGUUCCUCCCUGGACAGGUCUCCUCUUCGGGCCAGCCCGGGAGACGGCGGCCAGCGCUGCGGCUUCUGUCAUGCUGGUGAGGAAGAGAACGAAACGAGGGGCAUGCUUCAUACUGAUAACUCCAAAAAAGUGGCGGCACACUACAAAUGCAUGCUCUUUUCAUCGGGGACGGUGCAGCUGACCACCACGUCACGGGCUGAAUUUGGAAACUUUGAUGUGAAAACAGUCAUCCAGGAAAUCAAGCGGGGGAAACGAAUGAAAUGCACACUCUGCACUCAGUUGGGUGCAACCAUCGGGUGUGAAAUCAAGGCGUGUGUGAAGACGUACCACUAUCACUGCGGCCUGGAGGACAAAGCAAAGUACAUUGAAAACAUGGCGCGUGGCAUUUACAAACUAUACUGUAAGAACCACAGUGGCAAUGAAGAGCGGGAUGAAGAAGAUGAGGAACGAGAGAAUCGCAGUAGACAGAGGGCAGAAAACAACCACGGAGGAACACAAGUCAAUGGCAAUUAGGUUGGCCUGAUGGACGUGACGUGGGGUGAAAACAGGAGAACUCAAAGACGAGGGAGACAUAUUUUUUUAUACUAAAUCUUCGCCUACUCACAAAGAUGUGGUCUUCAAGCUCCCACGAGUCCUUCAGGUGGUUUCAUCCAGUAAAUGGACAUGGUGUCCCAAUGUGCACCAGACAUCCUCUUCAUGUGAAACCCUGUUUUGAGACGACUGGAGGAGCUUUUCACAGACUGCUGGUACUCCACAGAGCACUGGACUGCUGCAGGAUCAUAAAAAAGCCUAUGUUUCCCAAGAGCCAGUGGUGGGCUCAAAUACAUGUAUAAUUUCCGUUAAAAUGAGAGCUGAUGGACUGAUCUUGUGAUUGUCACUCACUGCCCAUGUCCCCACACACACUUGGAGAAAUGGAUGCAUUCUUGCUCUUCCUUGGCUUCUAAAAGACUCACUUUUAAGGGUCUGUUUGUUACUAGUCUAUCUAUCAAGUUGUUACCUUGUUUCUGUAGUCAUGUCUUAAGAAUACUCUUUUCAUGUUAGCCUUUCUUUCUUGAUAUGUAAUAUUUUGCUACUGUAUUAUCAUCAGUAAUUUUUGAAUAUCUGGAUUUCACACAGUCGCGAAUACAAGUUUUGCCAGCAUGCACUUGGAUUUUCCCACUGUUCAAGGUGGCAUUU